Molecule: messenger RNA, 996 nt
Organism: Symbiodinium natans
Lineage: Eukaryota; Dinophyceae; Suessiales; Symbiodiniaceae
Source: the annotation of a GenBank genome assembly
AUGCGUUCUUCCGCCAUGCGGCGCAUACCUUUGGUAUCUUUGGCACCCAUUGUUCUUUUGCUCUUCAAGCUUAUGUGCAAGUGGCGGCAGCGUGCGAAAAGGGGAUUGCAGAAGUGGAUUGUGACAGAGUACCGCUGGCCACGAGUGGAGGAUCACGUUUGUUUGGACAUAGACCUACCAGCAGCUGAGUGCAGUGAUCUGGCAGAUCCGGCACAUGCUGCUUUGGCAGGGAAUUUGGAAUUCAUGCAAACGUUUGGAGCCAAGAUCGCCGAGGGUGUUGAUGGAUACCUUGCAUCGACGUGGGUUCAUCGGAACCUUGGGUUGGCUCAUCACCAAAUCACCCUGGUUGCAUGGGGAAGUCCGCACAUGGAACUGUCAGAUGGAACCUAUAGCAAGCAAAAAGCUGGAGCAGCUGCCUGCGAGAAAGCUUGUGUGUUCCAAAGCUUAUGCAAGCAAUUUCGGCACAGCUUCGUGUUGAUUUUAUUUGCUGGGCAUGGCGUCCAUCCUGUUCAAGCAGGAAGCGGCGAAGCAGUCUUGGCUCUUCCUGCUCUACUGGAGUUUGUUUGGCGCAAGUACAAGCUUUGCUGCGAGUACCUCUCACAUGGACUGGUUCGGGAACCACUGAUGCUGGAGCGCUUUGGCAGAGUGGUUCCCAUGCUAUUUGCAAAGGAUGACUGGGAAAGCGACGUCAAUAAGAUGGAGCAGCAAUGGCUCUGCGACAGCGGAACAUGCAUGCUGGCACUGAAUGUCGACGCCGUGUUUGAGCUCUUGUACGAAGUCCAUGUUGAGCAAGACGUUUCCAUCGAAGACAUCCUAAACGUCAUCUUUGACAGCACCGAGCAAAUCCAGCGAAUGCUCAGCAAGCUGGAGAAAGAGGAUGACCCUCAGAUGGACGCGAUCCUGGACAUGUGCCUAGCUACUAUGGAUCAACGUCAACAACGAAGGGUAUUGCAGAGGUUGGUGAAUGCCUUUAGUAUGUAUGAAUAUGUCGACUAG